Molecule: messenger RNA, 198 nt
Organism: Desarmillaria tabescens
Lineage: Eukaryota; Fungi; Basidiomycota; Agaricomycetes; Agaricales; Physalacriaceae
Exons: 1
Source: RefSeq, a predicted model, not a curated record
UCGAAGGUAUUGGACAGACCGGGAGGAAGUGAGUGGAUCGCGGCGGCGUAUUCGGGGGAGGGAAUGAUGCAUGCAUGCAUGAGUGGAAAGGCACUGGCGUACAUGGUGCUUGGGAAAGACGUUGAUUGGCUCCCUGCUCCGUUUCGCAUGACAGAGAAAAGGUGGAAAAAGGCAAAUAUUGUGUCUUGGCUGCAAUAA